Molecule: messenger RNA, 1550 nt
Organism: Pteropus alecto (black flying fox)
Lineage: Eukaryota; Metazoa; Chordata; Mammalia; Chiroptera; Pteropodidae
Gene: CHKB
Product: choline kinase beta
Exons: 11
Coding region: 169-1356 (395 amino acids)
Biological process (GO): phosphatidylethanolamine biosynthetic process; CDP-choline pathway
Cellular component (GO): cytoplasm
Molecular function (GO): ethanolamine kinase activity; choline kinase activity
Source: RefSeq, a predicted model, not a curated record
ACAGAGAGAGCCGAGCUGCGCCGCGCAGGGCCGAACAGAGCCGGAGAGACUCGAGUGCGACCGGAGAAGCGCCGGCGGCCGGAAGCGGAGCCGAGCGCAGCCGGAAGGAACCGAGCCCCUCCGAACGGGCUGCGCGCGCAGGGCGUUGGGCUGCGCGCAGCCCGCGCGAUGGCGGCGGAGGGCACGUCUCCGGGCGAAGAUGGGGCUGUCGGCGGCCGUUCGGCUCAGGACAGCUUGCGGCAGUCUAAGUGCCCGGCCGCGGCCCCGAACCGGCGGCGCGGCUCGGCACAGUCGCGUGACGCCGAGCGCCGAGCCCACCAGUGGUGCCGGGAGUACCUGGGCGGGGCCUGGCGCAGAGCGCGGCCGGAGGAGCUGAGGGUUCACCCCGUGAGCGGAGGCCUCAGCAACCUGCUCUUCCGCUGCUCGCUGCCGGACCACCUGCCCAGCGUGGGCGAGGAGCCCCGGGAGGUGCUGCUGCGGCUGUACGGGGCCAUCCUGCAGGGCGUGGACUCCUUGGUCCUGGAAAGUGUGAUGUUCGCCAUCCUUGCGGAGCGGGCCCUGGGGCCUCAGCUCUACGGAGUCUUCCCAGAGGGCCGACUGGAACAGUACAUCCCAAGCAGGCCACUGAAAACGCGAGAGCUUAGAGAGCCCGUGCUGUCGGCAGCCAUCGCCACGAAGAUGGCCCAGUUCCACGGCAUGGAGAUGCCUUUCACUAAGGAGCCCCACUGGCUGUUUGGGACCAUGGAGCGGUAUCUAAAGCAGAUUCUGGACCUGCCCGCGCCAGGCCUCCCGCAGAUGAACCUGCUGGAGACGUACAGCCUGAAGGAUGAGAUGGGCAGCCUCCGGAGGUUGCUAGAGUCCACCCCCUCACCAGUGGUCUUCUGCCACAAUGACAUCCAGGAAGGGAACAUCUUGUUGCUCUCAGAGCCAGAAAAUGCUGACAGCCUCAUGUUGGUCGACUUCGAGUACAGCAGUUACAACUACAGGGGCUUUGACAUUGGGAACCAUUUUUGCGAGUGGGUUUAUAAUUACACUCAUGAGGAGUGGCCUUUCUACAAAGCGCAGCCAGCAGACUACCCGACUCGGGGACAGCAGCUCCAUUUUAUUCGCCAUUACCUGGCAGAAGUAAAGAAAGGUGAGAUCGUCUCCCAGGAGGAGCAGAGGAACCUGGAAGAAGACUUGUUGGUCGAGGUUAAUCGGUAUGCUCUGGCAUCCCAUUUCUUCUGGGGUCUGUGGUCCAUUCUCCAGGCAUCCAUGUCCACCAUAGAAUUUGGUUACUUGGAGUACGCCCAGUCUCGGUUCCAGCUCUACUUCCAGCAGAAGGGGCAGCUGACCGGCUUCCACCCCGCAUCCUGACUCUCCACCGCCAACUCCUCGGGUCUUCCGGGAGCCUCCAGGGCAGGACCUUGGAGUGCAGGGCAACGAGCAGAAGGCCCUGGGGCCUGGGCUGAGCCCCCAGUGACAUGGGUGGAGGAGACUGACCUCUCCCUGGCGAGCGGUGGGAGCCCUUUGGCUGUGUACCUUAAGACAAUAAACGAGCUUCUUUCACA